AUGGUACAAGCUCCUCCACUGUACGAGCGGUAUGGUUAUUUCUAUGUUUACUGGACUACCGAAAAAGAGUCGGAAGUGGAAGCCGUUUCAGCAGAAGACAUACCUGCAAUUAUAGGACCUGUAUCCUCUGAAGUUAUCAAAAACCAAGAAACUGUAUUACCUCAGGCUGCUAAAUCAGAAGGUGGACUUGAAAAUAAGCGGCAAGAGUUUUUAAAAUUUCGACAGCAAUUUAUUCAACAACAGAAUGAGUACAUCGAUCGAUACACCCAAUUGCGUGACAUGGAGGCAAGGUCUGGCAUGCUCAAUUCGCGGUCCAUCGGAGAGGUGCGUGUGCUGUCCGUCACAGACUGGCCGGCACAUGACCUGCUGCUCAUGACCGAGACCUCUUCCACGCAGCCCCGGACCGAUAUUAAAGGAGUGCUUGGGCCUAAGAUACUCCAGCAGCUAAGUGUUCAAAUUUUGAAGAUACGCGAUGAAGUCCUAGCCAUGGGUAGAGAGCUGAUGAGGCGACGCUUGGAUAUAUUGAAAUUUGUACGCGCUAUACAACGCAACGACCAAAGGGUGUUUGUUUACGAAGGUCACCAUAUUGUGUGGCAAACUAAGAACGCCGAAUUGGAUGAAGAAACUACAAAGUUAAAUGAACUCGUUUUAACCACGGUUAAGAAUGUAGAAUCUAAACUAACUCAGAGUUUAGACGUUGCCAAAAUGCCAUGGACGGAUAGAGACAAUUUGUUAAAGAAAAUAGAGUAUUUACAGAGAGAGCUUUCUAUACUGAAGAAAAGUAAACAAAAGGGGGAUACGAUCAGCGAUAACAAGUUUCUGCUGCAGAAAAUUUUAGAGGAAUUGCACCGAGAGCGAGCAUCUUGUGCUAGAAUGAAAGAGAUGCUGGCUGCAGCGGAAGACAGGGCCACGGCGGCGCGCGCACGCUCCGCUGAGCUCGAGCGCCAACUUGGCGCCAACACAAGCCGCCCCAAGUGGGCGAGUAGCCUCAGACCAUUGCAUAAUCAUUGUAAUGGAGUAAGGCAUGGCUCUCAUAUAAAGAAAUCAGAGCCUCAAAAAAAUGAAGUAAAUAUUGAAGUGUUAUCUAGGCAACGCGAUGCACUGCAGUUAAAAGUCAAAGAACUUCAAGAAAGUGCCACAGUAUUAAUGCAAGAGGCCGAGGAGCGAGAAACUCGGCUAACGUCGCAGCUAGAGGAUCAGAAACAAAGAAAGGAAUCAUUGGAAACGCUGGCCCAGGAGACAGAAAAACGUUUAAAAGAUCUACAGGAGCAAUAUAAAUUGUUGCAAGAACGUUGCCGUGCUUUGGUUGAAGCACAGCACAUGAAAUGUUUGGAAUACUUGCCUCGGAAAGUUCCAUGUUCAUGCGAAGAUUUAGACAUUCUAUAUGACCUGAAAGAAACAAAGAACGCCCUAGGGCGCGUCAGAAAAGACCUGGAGCUCAGUGUUGCGGACAAGAAAGGCUUGCAAAAUCAACUUGAAAACGAGAUGCCCGAGGAGUUGCAAACGGAAGAACAAAUAAUUGCAAACUUGCAGAACACAAUUGAAGAACUUACUCAAAAUAAGAAAAGAAUGGAAGAAAACCUGACAUGCUAUGAGAAUCAGAUCUCCGCUCUUCGGACGGAAGUCAGACUGCUACGUAGUUUUAACAAUUACAAAUCCUGCGAUCACGAAAGUCCCCAUGAAGAACUGGAAAGCCAAGUUUUCGAGCUGUGCAUGCAGGUGGAGCGCCUGACGCGCGAGCGUGAGGUGCUGGCUUCGGAAGCGAUGGCGCGCGCGCUGCUGCUGGAGCGGCACGAGCGCUGCGCGGAGCUGUUCGCACGCGUCACGCGCGCGAAGCACGCGCUCGCCGCGCAACUCGCAGAAACCGUUAAUACUACGCCAUCCGUGCCAGACGGAGUGGGUAAUAUAGAGAUAUCAAAACUGUUGUCAAAAACGUACCUGAGUGGCGCGAGCACGUGGUCCGCGCUGCGCGUGGAGCGCGCCCGCGUGCUUCGGCUCGAGGGCGUGGUGCACGCGCAGGCGCAGCAACUAGAGCGCGAGAGCCUCGUGCGCACCAAGCAGGACCGCCGGCGCGCGCAUCUCGAGCGCCAACUCCUACGAACCUGGGCGACCGGCUCCAAAAGCCGAAACACCUUUAUGGAAGCCGAUACGCUAACCUCAGAUUCCUUACACGCAUGUAAGAAAGAGACCAACCCGAACCUAGAACUAGCGGAGUAA
Messenger RNA from Cydia amplana, 2217 nucleotides. RefSeq names its product myosin-11-like. The transcript is spliced from 17 exons. Bases 1 to 2217 code for a protein of 738 amino acids. The record is from RefSeq and is a predicted model, not a curated record. Lineage: Eukaryota; Metazoa; Arthropoda; Insecta; Lepidoptera; Tortricidae.